Messenger RNA from Symphalangus syndactylus (siamang), 2686 nucleotides. It is a transcript of the gene FOXJ1, whose product is annotated as forkhead box J1. The record is from RefSeq and is a predicted model, not a curated record. Gene Ontology annotation, molecular function: RNA polymerase II cis-regulatory region sequence-specific DNA binding; DNA-binding transcription factor activity, RNA polymerase II-specific. NCBI's taxonomy places the organism in Eukaryota, Metazoa, Chordata, Mammalia, Primates, Hylobatidae. Gene Ontology annotation, cellular component: nucleus. Gene Ontology annotation, biological process: regulation of transcription by RNA polymerase II.
CGGCGGAAGCUGUUUAUGGGGGCGGAGCGUCGCCAUGGCAGCAGGAGAAGCCUUUGGAGCGCCUACUUAAUGCCGGUCCCGAGGCCGCGGUAGCUCAGAGAAGCGCCCGUCGGGCGGGGGGCGCGGCAAGAGGCGCUGGCAGGGCCCCCGAGCUGAGGGCAGAGAGCCGCAGGGGGUGGGAGCAACUUCUUCCAGAACCUUCCUCUGGCCUGGGCUGCGCUCUGAGCCAGGCACCACAUACUUAUUCGGAGGAGGCGCCCCCGGGGUCGCGAGAUGGAAGCGCGCUUCCGGGAGGCCGUUUAACCGGAGCUGCGGGACUCAGCGGGCCAGAGAGCGCGGCGGGCCACCCCCGGCUCAGCCCGUGGAUGCUGACCGCCCCCUCGGAGAGUCCCCGCAGACAUGGCGGAGAGCUGGCUGCGCCUCUCGGGAGCCGGGCCGGCGGAGGAGGCCGGGACGGAGGGCGGCCUGGAGGAGCCCGACGCCCUGGAUGACAGCCUGACCAGCCUGCAGUGGCUGCAGGAAUUCUCCAUUCUCAACGCCAAGGCCCCCGCCCUGCCCCCGGGGGGCACCGACCCCCACGGCUACCACCAGGUGCCAGAUUCGGCGGCGCCCGGGUCCCCCCUGGCGGCCGACCCCGCCUGCCUGGAGCAGCCACACACGCCGGGCAAGCCCACGUCGUCGUGCACGUCGCGGAGCGCGCCCCCGGGGCUGCAGGCCCCGCCCCCCGACGACGUGGACUACGCCACCAACCCGCACGUGAAGCCACCCUACUCGUAUGCCACGCUCAUCUGCAUGGCCAUGCAGGCCAGCAAGGCCACCAAGAUCACCCUGUCGGCCAUCUACAAGUGGAUCACGGACAACUUCUGCUACUUCCGCCACGCAGAUCCCACCUGGCAGAAUUCAAUCCGCCACAACCUGUCUCUGAACAAGUGCUUCAUCAAAGUGCCUCGGGAGAAGGACGAACCAGGCAAGGGGGGCUUCUGGCGCAUCGACCCCCAGUACGCGGAGCGGCUACUGAGCGGGGCUUUCAAGAAGCGGCGACUGCCCCCUGUCCACAUCCACCCAGCCUUUGCCCGCCAGGCCGCGCAGGAGCCCAGCGCUGUCCCCCGGGCCGGGCCGCUGACGGUGAACACCGAGGCCCAGCAGCUGCUGCGGGAGUUCGAGGAGGCCACCGGGGAGGCGGGCUGGGGUGCAGGCGAGGGCAGGCUGGGGCAUAAGCGCAAACAGCCGCUGCCCAAGCGGGUGGCCAAGGUCCCGCGGCCCCCCAGCACCCUGCUGCCCGCCCCGGAGGAGCAGGGUGAGCUGGAACCCCUCAAAGGCAACUUUGACUGGGAGGCCAUCUUCGACGCCGGCACUCUGGGUGGGGAGCUGGGUGCGCUGGAGGCCCUGGAGCUGAGCCCGCCUCUGAGCCCCGCCUCACACGUGGACGUGGACCUCACCGUCCACGGCCGCCACAUCGACUGCCCCGCCACCUGGGGGCCUUCGGUGGAGCAGGCUGCCAACAGCCUGGACUUCGAUGAGACCUUCCUGGCCACCUCCUUCCUGCAGCACCCCUGGGACGAGAGCGGCAGUGGCUGCCUGCCCCCGGAGCCCCUCUUUGAAGCCGGGGACGCCACCCUGGCCUCCGACCUGCAGGACUGGGCCAGCGUGGGGGCCUUCUUGUAAGAGGCCAGGCCCUGCCCCACCUCUGGACAGUGCCCAAGUCAGGGCCCAGAACUGCCCCCCAACACAGAUCCACAGACACCCCACUACCCAGGCAGGGGCUGGGCCAGGGCUCCAAGGCUGGCCCCACAGGCCACAUGACCACCAGCCCCAGCUGCCAUCAGAUUCAAGCCCAGGAGGCUGAGAAUGAGGGCCCAGGACCCCCCGAAUCGCUGCCUCCUCUCCCCAGCCCUGCCUUGUACACACAGUGUUUCAUUGCUCCACGUCUUCCCAGCCCCAGAAGCCGGCUAAAGGGUCCUGCACCAUGAGAGCAAGGCCUGGAGGGGCCCGGGUCAGGCUGGGGAGGAACAGAACUGGGCCCUCCCAGAGCACCUCCGCUUCCCCCCUCCUUCCCAAGGUCUCUAUCCAGAGAGAGUCCCCAGGUACAACAAAUGCUAAUUAGAUGACAACAAAUUAACCCCCUGGAGGCUUCUCCCGGCAGAGCCUCCCUGGGGCUGGGGCAGGCAGUGGAUGGGGCGGGGCAGGGCAGAAGAUGGACUGGGGGAGGGGGCAGAGAGAGGAGACCAAAAAGAGGUGGGGGCACAGGGUGGGGCAAGGAGAUCCUCUCUAGGGCCUCUGGGGUCUUUGCCUGGCCCCAUCCCUAGGGGGCGGGGAGGGGACGUAAAUCCCUAAUCUUUAAACCCGACUUGAGGCUGAGAGCAGCAGGAAGUUUGCGUUUGGCGGUUUGGGGGCCGGGGCAGCCAAGCUGUAAGGGGCAGGACAGACAGACUAAUGUAGUGAGUGUAGCUGUAGCUGAGGCUUAACUGGGAGGGACACCGAGCUUGCUGGAACUACUGGGACCAAGAACUGGAGUACCCCGCGCUCCUGCCUGCACUCCUCGGGGGCACGGGGCGUGCCUUGCUCCACCCGGACUCCCUGGGCUGCGUCCCACAUCCACCCUCCUGCCCCGUGGGGCAAUUUAACCUUUUCAUGAAAGUUAUUUACAAUGAAAAGUUUUUAAAAAUAAAAUUUUUAAAAAUCUAAA